AUGACUGGAAUGAAAAUGGAGUGGAAAUGGGGGAAUUAUGAUUCUAUCAUUGAGGAAUCUUCAUCUGGAUCCAGCCUUUUUCCAAAAGCUUUGAUGUUUGUCAUGGAUCAUCCUAACACAACACAGUCCCUGCCGGCUGUUGAAAACUCUGGCUCUGUUGCUUCCCUGUCUGAGAAGAAUGGAGGUAGUGGCAAUGAAUACUUUUAUAUCCUGAUUGUCAUGACCUUCUAUGGAAUAUUUUUAAUGGGAAUCAUGCUAUGCUAUAUGAACUCCAAGAGGAAAGAAAAGAAAUCUAACUUGCUGCUGCUUUAUAAAGAUGAGCAGAGGAAAUGGGGACAAGCUGUAAAGCCUCUGCCAACAAUCUCAGGACUGAGGUCUGUCCAGUUUCCCAUGAUGAUCAGUAUGCUGCAAGACAGCAUGGUACCAGCUUUUUCCUGUGCCUUGUGUUCCAUGGAGGGAAACAGUGAAUCUUCCUUGCCAGAUGUUCACCUCACUAUUGAAGAAGAAAUGCCUGUUGAUGAAUCAGGAGAAUCGACUGAAACAGCCCUCCUCAAGGACAGUAGUGAAGGCUCUUCAGAAAGCAUCCAUCAACAUUCCUAGCAUUUCCAGUCUCUGAAGACUCAACAUCUUCUGAAAAAUUAUAAUCAGUUUUGCUUCUGGCAUUGAUCCAUCCAUCAUUAUGAUGGGUCAUUAUAUUGUUGGAAGAUAGAAAGAAAAGUAAUAAGCCCAAAUAUAAUGUAUAACAGAAUCGUUUUGUUACUAAAGACAGAGAAGGAAUUUUUUUUAUCUCUGAAGGAAAUAUUCUGGCCUUCCUUCAGCUUAUUUCUGAAUGUACAAAUGUGAAAGUAGUGGUGAUAUAUGCAACUGUUUUAUGAAUAACCAGUGAUUUGAUAACUAAUGUCAAUGAUACAUUCCUAGUCUCAAAAUGAUUAAACAGCAAUAAUAUAGCAAAAAUCAAUCUUUGCUCACUCAGUGACUAAGCAGCAGCCCACUUGAAUGAAUUCCUAACUUUCAGAUAUGUAUAAUAGUUUAGAAGAAGUAAGCAUACAGAUAUCUGGGCAGCAACUGGGAAGGGGGCAUGAUAAUGAAAUGGCAUGAAACAGCAGCAGUUGUGACUUCUGAGUAUAUAACAGCAAACAACAAUCGUCUCUAUUUUAAAAUUUUUGUUACUUGUUUAUCCCAAAUAGAAUGGCUGUGGAAGUAACUCCUACAUUAAUGUAAAUUUUUAGAUCAGUAAGCAUUGCACAAAACUGAUAGUUUAGUUCUGUUAAUCAGCUCAACAUCCUGUUCAUUCUGAAUGAGUCAUUAACCACAAAAAGACCAGGAGUUAUAAUGCCCAAUUAAGAUAUAACUGCACCAAAAGCAGGCCUGGUGUGGCCACUUGGAUGUUCUUGGUCUGUAGCUGUCAUAAUUGCAGCUCUUCAUUAAUCCAUAAUAAGUAUAAAAUAUUGAUCACAAACAUGGUGAGUUUCUGGUUCUGGAAUAAUAUAUUCAUUUUAGAAAGUAUUCAAACCAUAGCUCAGGAAUUUUUUAUGAUCAUUUGUUACAGUACUUUACAAACACAUUAGUUAAAACAUUACAUGGGUUUUAAAAAGUUAUACAUGUAACAGUGACCCCAAAAUUUAUUACUUCCAUCAUGCAUUGCAUUGAACAUCAACAUUGGGCUUAUAAGUAUGAGAACAGAAACACUGCCAAAACUCUGAGUUUUCCAAGUUAAAUAAUGCAGAAAGAUAUGUAUUGCCAUGGGAUACAUGGCAAUACAGUCUGUGAAAACAGAAAGAGAAUAGGCACAAAUGAUGUAAAAGUCCUACUUUUCACUUCUACUUUAAGGCAUUAG
Molecule: messenger RNA, 1837 nt
Organism: Notechis scutatus (mainland tiger snake)
Lineage: Eukaryota; Metazoa; Chordata; Lepidosauria; Squamata; Elapidae
Source: RefSeq, a predicted model, not a curated record